AUGGCCGAAGUAGCAGCCAAACAAGUGGUUUACUGUGGAGUUUGUACGUAUCCUCCCGAAUACUGUGAAUUUGGAGUUUCCUUCAAGAGAUGCAAGGAGUGGCUCGCUGACAACAAGCCGGAGCUCUUUGAGAAUCUCUACAGUGAUGAAGCUUUGGCAAAUGCCACCUCCACUUUGUCAGUUGAGAAGGAGGAGAAGAUCCACAAGGAGUUGGAAAAGAAGCAGGCACGUGAAGAGGCCAAACAAGAGAGAGAAUUGCAGAAGAAACUUUCGUCCAAGGUUGUAAUCAAGAGAAUCGAAAGAAACAAGAGAAAGCACAUCAUUUCAAUCAGUGGAUUGGAGGUUUUCAACAUCGAUAUGAAAAAAUUAGCCAAAACUUUUGCGCUGAAGUUUGCUACUGGUGCUUCGGUAACCAAGAACGCCGAGAAGAAGGAGGAAAUCUUGGUUCAGGGAGAUGUCAGUGACGAUGCAAAGGCAUACAUUGAGAAGUUGUUGGAGGAGCAGGGAUUGAAUGAAGUGAAGGUGGAGCAGGUUGACGAUAAGAAGAAGAAGAAGGCCGAAACUGCUGCUGCUGCUAAUUAG
Messenger RNA from Sungouiella intermedia, 582 nucleotides. NCBI's taxonomy places the organism in Eukaryota, Fungi, Ascomycota, Pichiomycetes, Serinales, Metschnikowiaceae. The record is from the annotation of a GenBank genome assembly.